Penicillium hordei is the source of this 1992-nucleotide messenger RNA. RefSeq names its product Zn(II)2Cys6 transcription factor domain-containing protein. The record is from RefSeq and is a predicted model, not a curated record. Gene Ontology annotation, biological process: regulation of DNA-templated transcription. The transcript has 6 exons. Lineage: Eukaryota; Fungi; Ascomycota; Eurotiomycetes; Eurotiales; Aspergillaceae. The annotation marks the transcript as partial. Gene Ontology annotation, molecular function: heme binding; DNA-binding transcription factor activity, RNA polymerase II-specific; iron ion binding.
AUGAAUAAGUUGUUUGGCAAGCCUACUUUACUAUCGGCAACCGGUCGGGAAAGGCUGCCCUAUGUGAAUGCUAUUGUCAAAGAAGCUACCAAAUGGCUUACUGUCACACCCUUGGGCAUCCCUCACCGAACGGACGAAGACGAUAUCAUUAAUGGUUAUUUGGUUCCCAACAAUGCAAUCAUUGUACCGAAUACAUGGUCGUUCAACAAUGACCCGACGAUAUAUCCCAACCCCUGGGAUUUCGAACCCGAACAGUUCCUUUCCGAAUCAGGUGCUCUUGAUCCGGGAGACGUGAGCUUCGGUUUCGGUCGAAGAGUUUGCCCUGAGCGUUCGAUUGCUGAAACUUCGAUCUUUCUCAUAGUUGCCCCACACACGCUGGCCGUCUUCGACAUCAGAAAACCAGCAGGAAAUGGCGAGGAAAUCAAGAGCAUUCUCGAUUCCACAGUUGGCCAUCUGAUCCACGUUGUCCCUUUUAAUGUCAAUUACACCACGAAGAUAGGAACUCGAACCUCUCAUAACGUCAUAUACUACACGCCGUUUUCUGACAUCGACAAGGGUCUUGAUCCUUAUCGUUCUGCCUUUUCCCCCCUUUUUCGAGUUCGAGUAUCACCUUGCGCCCACAACAUCACAUGCAACAUGCCAGGGGUCCCAUCCAGUAAAGGGUGCGAUGCCUGUCGAAAAGCGAAAAAGAAGUGUGACGAACAACAACCCUGCUCACGGUGCCUCAGGCUUAAGGUACCUUGUGAAGGAAGCGGGCAGCAGCGGUAUCAAUUCAAGAAUGUCAAAUCAACACCAAGACCCAAAGCCAAAGAGAAAGCAAUUCGAGUUCGAUCGAAUUUGAAUAUCAUUUCGCAAGCCCCUUGCAAUCCACUAGCCAAUCGGUUCAUCGGAACUCUGGAGAUAAGCGAUAUUCGCUUUGAUAUCUCGUUUUAUGGCUCCUUUCUCAAGGAUCUUCCCAGACGACUCGGAGAAAGUGCAGUGUUGGAUGCUGCCGCGGAGGCUUUGGUCUCUUCACACCCCUUUCUCCAUAGUGUGCGUGGUAAAGAAGUUCCCCGUGACGCGUUGAUGGGGUUUGGGAAAUCCGUAAAGGCAUUACGGCAAUCUCUGGACAAUCCAGUUGAGAUUCGAUCGCCACAUACCCUCUGUGCUAUUUAUCUCAUCUCAAUCUGUCAGGCUUGGCUUGGGAAGUACGAGAAGCAAUCAGUAAGCCAUGGGACAGCCAUCGCACAUUUACUCAAGAUGGUAGAUAUCUCUAGCUACAAAAGUGAAUUCGAAAGAGACUUAAUCGUCACGUUGAGUGUGCCGGUGAUCCUGGACGGAAUAUGCAAUCCGCGAGUUCAAAUGGCUCCAAGUUUCUGGAACGACUUGGUGGCUCUCGUCCAGCAAGGCUUCUCCUCAGCCCCGGAUAGUAUACCACGAUCAACCAUGACUCUACUAUCGCUUUCAAAGUUCCCGGAAUACCUUCACCACCCACACUCUCAUAUUCCCGAGAUCACCGCAGCAUAUACGAAGCUUCAAGAAGACGCACAGAAUAUCUACUCAUAUCUAGACCACCUCAUUGAACCCGCCGGCCUGUCCUCCCUGGUCCAUGGUCGACGAUCGCGCCAUCGAGCAGCAUAUACCGUGGUCAUUGCUUUAGCACUUCUUCUAAACACUAUUCUCCGCGUACUGGAUCUAGAAAACACUGUGCUCGCCACAGAGUCAAGCUUUUUUUGCGAGAGAAUCAUCAACGAGGCGGAGUUGGCUUCCUGUUACCGUCCAAUUGGUGCUGCUUAUGCCGUACCAUGUCUCGUCGUUGCCUUGGGUACUGCAGAAUCUCGACAGCAGCUAGCCCGCAUUGAGGCUACAUUGACGGAUUACCAGACCGACUUCGGGGGGUUUGAAUGGAGGGAGCUUGCUACGUGGCUCAGAGCUGUAUUUCACAGCCAUCGCGUACAGGAAACCCUGAUAUCCACCGAUGUAGAUGUCCUAGCUUCGGGGGUUCCAGGAGCU